Myxocyprinus asiaticus (Chinese sucker) is the source of this 757-nucleotide messenger RNA. RefSeq names its product cocaine- and amphetamine-regulated transcript-like (gene cartl). The record is from RefSeq and is a predicted model, not a curated record. Gene Ontology annotation, biological process: cellular response to starvation; negative regulation of appetite; G protein-coupled receptor signaling pathway. The transcript is spliced from 4 exons. Lineage: Eukaryota; Metazoa; Chordata; Actinopteri; Cypriniformes; Catostomidae. Gene Ontology annotation, molecular function: neuropeptide hormone activity. Bases 184 to 498 code for a protein of 104 amino acids.
GAAAAGAAACAGUAAAGGCACGCGAUACAAAUACGUUUUUUUCUAGUGCUCGAGACAUGAGUGACGUCUGAUUCUGAUCUUCAUAAAGGCGUUUAUGAUGAUGGGCGUUCAAGUCAUAGUAAGUUACAGACACCUCAGUAUCCUGUGAUUGUUGACCCCGGGCAGCCCACACGACUCAGAACCAUGGAGAGCUCAGGGAUACUGAUAGGACUGAUCAUAGUCGGGCUCUUUACUGUCAUGUGCUGUGGACAAGUUUCCCAAGAACUAUCCUCAGAUGAAACACAACUGUCCCAGCAGGAAGCUGAGAAAGAUCUUGUUGAGGCUAUGGCUGUACUUUUGGGGAGAUACCAGACCCAUCUGCCAUCUACAGAAAAACGUGGCAUUGCACAGUGUGCCAUGGGGUCCCGCUGUGCAGUGAGACUGGGUCCACGCAUUGGGAAACUGUGUGAUUGUGGCAGAGGAUCUAACUGCAACUCAUUUCUCCUUAAAUGCAUAUAAAUCAAAAGCAGUAGAAAAUCCCUGAAUUCUCUGACUGCCUAAACUGCAAGACUCCUCACUUUUUCCUUAAAGUUGUAUAGACAUGCACAGAUGAUGAAUUGAAAGAGAUAGAGGGUGGAAAUAUGUUUUCUUAAUCACUUGUACAAGCUCUGUGACAAACAAAACUCAAUUUAGUUCAGCAUGAUAGAGCAAACAAAGCAUGGGUGUAAUGUACAUAUUUAUCUGUGUGUGUUUUGUGUUAUCAAUAAACAUUAUUAUG